CGCGGGUCACGUGGGGGUGCGGCUGGCUGCAGCUGCGGCGGUGGAGACGGGGGCGGUGGCCGCGCGGGUCCGGCGGGACCGGCUUUGGAGAGUGCGCUGCCCUGAAGGUUGCCAUGGCUGCUGUUGACAGCUUCUACCUCUUGUAUCGGGAAAUUGCCAGAUCUUGCAACUGUUAUAUGGAAGCUCUAGCUUUGGUUGGAGCCUGGUAUACGGCCAGAAAAAGCAUCACCGUCGUCUGUGACUUUUACAGCCUGAUCAGGCUGCAUUUUAUCCCUCGCCUGGGGAGCCGAGCAGACUUGAUCAAGCAGUAUGGAAGAUGGGCCGUCGUCAGUGGUGCCACGGAUGGGAUUGGAAAAGCCUACGCCGAAGAGUUAGCGAGCCGGGGUCUCAAUAUCAUCCUGAUCAGUCGGAACAAAGAGAAGCUGCAGACUGUUGCUAAAGACAUAGCCGACACCUACAGAGUGGAAACCGAUAUCAUAGUUGCGGACUUCAGCAGGGGCCGGGAGAUCUACAUUCCGAUUCGAGAAGCCCUGAAAGACAGAGACAUUGGCAUCUUGGUAAAUAACGUGGGCGUGUUUUAUCCCUACCCCCAGUAUUUCACUCAGGUCUCCGAGGACAAACUCUGGGAUCUCAUAAAUGUGAAUAUUGCCGCCGCUAGUUUGAUGGUCCAUAUAGUGUUACCGGGAAUGGUGGAGAGAAAGAAAGGUGCCAUCGUCACCAUCUCUUCUGGCUCCUGCUGCAAGCCCACUCCCCAGCUGGCUGCGUUCUCUGCUUCUAAGGCUUAUUUAGACCACUUCAGCAGAGCAUUGCAGUAUGAAUAUGCUUCCAAAGGAAUCUUUGUGCAGAGUCUCAUCCCGUUCUAUGUAGCUACCAACAUGACUGCACCUAGCAGCUUCCUGCAUAAAUGCCCCUGGUUGGUGCCUUCGCCAAAAGUGUACGCACAUCAUGCUGUUUCUACCCUUGGAAUUUCGAAAAGGACCACAGGAUACUGGUCCCAUUCUAUUCAGUUUCUUUUUGCACAGUAUAUGCCUGAAUGGCUGUGGGUGUGGGGAGCAAAUAUUCUCAACCGUUCAUUACGUAAGGAGGCCUUGUCCCGCAAAGCGUAAGUCUGAGUGCUUGUUUGAGAAGUCUCGCCAGCUCUUGGGAAUCUACAGUAUUCUGACAUUUGGACAAACAUAUUUAAUUUAUCUUAUGUAUUUUCUUUUGUUACUGAUUAUUUAGCAUACUCUUGAGUCAUCAUUUGUAGAGCAAGCAUAAUACUUUCAGAGAGUGCCCUGGAAAACCUCAAGGGACAUGUGGACAGCACAAGAGUCAUUAACAGCCGAGGCAUAGGAGCUGACUGAGGAAA
This is a messenger RNA of Propithecus coquereli (Coquerel's sifaka), 1348 nucleotides long. It is a transcript of the gene HSDL1, whose product is annotated as hydroxysteroid dehydrogenase like 1. The transcript is spliced from 5 exons. The record is from RefSeq and is a predicted model, not a curated record. The coding region runs from base 114 to 1106 and encodes 330 amino acids. NCBI's taxonomy places the organism in Eukaryota, Metazoa, Chordata, Mammalia, Primates, Indriidae.